Messenger RNA from Zerene cesonia (dogface butterfly), 1157 nucleotides. Its product is annotated as STE20-related kinase adapter protein alpha-like. The record is from RefSeq and is a predicted model, not a curated record. Gene Ontology annotation, biological process: protein phosphorylation. Bases 1 to 1092 code for a protein of 363 amino acids. Gene Ontology annotation, molecular function: protein serine/threonine kinase activator activity; ATP binding; protein kinase activity. NCBI's taxonomy places the organism in Eukaryota, Metazoa, Arthropoda, Insecta, Lepidoptera, Pieridae. The transcript is spliced from 7 exons.
AUGUUUAACCCUGACAUCAAUGAUUAUCAAUUGACUUCGAUCAUAUCUGAGUGCUGUGGUGGUAUUGCAGUUGUUUAUUCAGCUAUUCACAAGCCAGAUAAUCAAAAUGUCGCUAUCAAGAGAUAUUUUGUUGACAAGUCGAAAGAAAAGGCCAAUUUGAUACAGCAAGACAUACUAACUCGGAAGGAGCUGCAGCACCCCAACAUCCUCCCAUACCUGACGUCAUUUGUUCAUGGCCAGGAACUAUAUGUGGUGUCUCCCCUGAUGGAACUCGGCUCUUGCAGGGACAUCCUGGAUAGAUACUUCCAAGAGGGUUUGCCGGAGUUGGCCUGUGCCAUAAUAUUGAGGGAUGUGUUAGCCGCUCUACAGUAUUUGCAUAAACAAUUUUAUGUCCAUAGGAGUGUAAGAGCGAGCCAUGUGCUGUUGGACAGACAUGGUAACGUUUGCUUAUCUGGUCUGAGGUCUGCAGCCAGCAUGAUGGUGCGAGGCAGGCGACAGAAGCACUUGCACAGCUUGCCUCCGCCUGAUCAUGAUAAUGCCAAUCUCAUGUGGCUGAGCCCGGAGUUAUUGGAACAGAAUCUCAAAGGCUACGACGAGCAGUCGGACAUCUACUCCCUGGGUGUGCUGUGUUGCGAGCUGGCCAAUGGUGCGGUGCCGUUCGCGGAAGUGCCAACCACACUCAUGUACACGGAGAAAGUGAGAGGCAACAGGCCGCAGCUGUUGGACUGCUCCUCGUUCCCGGAACCACUUGAUGAUGGUGAAAUGAAAAGCAUGUACAACACGGACAGCGGCGUAGGCGACAGCGCGGAGGGCGUGUGGCGCGCGCGGCUCGUGUUCGCGCGCCGCAAGCUCUCCGACCCCUUCCACCGCCUGGCCGACGCCGCGCUGCACCGCGAUCCAGACAAGCGGCCGUCAGCAACUCAGCUGUUGAAUCAUCCGUUUUUCAAACAAAUCAGGAGGACAGACUACCUUCCCAGCCUCAUUGGUAGGGUUCAACCAAUCAAACCGGAUCAGAAUGACAUAUCAGCGUUAUUAUUAGAAGAGAAGUUGUCGGAAAUGAACAUGGAGAAAACUACGGAGUGGGACUUUUGAGACAAUAAAUUAAUUAUUAGAUGACCAAUUAAUAGAUAUUGUUGUUGUAUUUAAAUUGCCUCAAU